Molecule: messenger RNA, 2352 nt
Organism: Dermacentor albipictus
Lineage: Eukaryota; Metazoa; Arthropoda; Arachnida; Ixodida; Ixodidae
Source: RefSeq, a predicted model, not a curated record
UUGAAUCGCCAUCUUCAAGCAGCAGCAACCAUUCCAGCCCGACCUGAAAGUCCUUCUGAUUGCCUUGGAUCGCACGCGGUCAAGUAGAAACCAACACCGCGACGGCCAGAGGAUCCACAGCGCCUGAACAUCGACCACUGGAAAGACGGGUGCGUGUCGGUGAAACAAUUGCACAGAUGCACGAGAAAUGAGAACAUUCAACGCGUCUUCGAGACAAUCCCAAAGAAGCUGGAACUUCUGCGCAAGGAUCUACAGUGCAACUACCUUUGCAGAGCGACUGUGGACGACCUUGGUGUUGUUGGCAGCGUAGGCACUCGCCGCCAGCGUAUCGCCGACGAGCCGAGACAGUGCAACAAGCUACAGUAAUACAAUUGGUCGCAUUCGUCGAUGCCAUUGCCAGUGACGGCGAGCAGCAGCUUCAGCUGUGCACGCUUCUUCUCAAGUCGGCUCAGCGGCACCUCCCGCAGCAACAAGCACGGCGACCAGCGUCAGCGUAUCGCUGGCGUACUCAAGGACGCACUAUCAUGCUUCAGACUACGGAGUUUUCGACCCAUCGAGUCCAGGGCCCAAGCUCUGGGGCCCUUACAAAACACUCUCUGCAAGGCUUCGCCCGCAGUGACAUCCACCAACCAGCAGCUUGUGGUGAGCUCCACUGCGCCCGCAUGCGGAAAAGGCAUCACUGGUCGUCGUUCCCUUCCCUUCACGCACGGUCGCAUUUCUAUGGGCGCGAACCCCACAGGAUUCGUGGCUUAGAGGCUGGACAAGUGAGCAAUGGCGGCGUUGUUGCAGCCCUUACAACGGUUGCUGUUCUGGAUCAGGAGAUUCGCCAUCUGGGUGCACGUAUGCUGCAGAGUCUAGACCUCAUGCUCCUUUACCAGCGGCUCCAAAGAAGCUACCUUUGCCUUCACAGCUUCCACGCAACCAGCCACGGAAGCUCGUGCAAGUUCCUGGCCGCACUCGUAGUUGUGCUGCCGCUCAUUCUGCAAAGCAUCGAGCUUUUUCUUGGCAGGAUGGACGGAUACAGGGUGCAGGAUGAAAGCUUGAAUGCAGUAACAAAUCCGUAUGCAGCAGACGUCAACCUGGAUCAACAAGAAACAUUUAACGCAGCAAUACAGCCAUAUGAAGCAGACGUCAGCCAGGAUGAACACGACAGGUUCAAUGCAGUGACGCCACCCUUCAACGACGAAGCGGUGGAGUACGCGGAAGAAAACUGCGUGUAUGCUCCCACGCGACCUGAGCAAACACACCGGUACCUCCUGUUGGGUGCGUCCGAGCUCAGCUUCGUCCUAUGGGAGGAGUCCCAGCCGUGUUGCGACAACGAUAGCGGCGACGGUGAAGACGACGACUUCUGCGUGCCGACAAAGAGGGAUUUCCCUCCCCAGAAAGUUCACGCCUUGCUAAAGUACUGGAGAGAGAAGCGAUCAGUGGCGGAAGAGAACAACAAAAGCCACAAGGCACCACCACUAUCGCCAAAAAAUUCAAUAGACGAGACUGCACCGCGGGAUAUCUUUGAAACAAGCUUGGAGCCGCACGGAAGGCAAUUCAGAAAAACACGGGCCUGCAAGCAUCCUAUCGUCGUCUCCAAAUGUAGUAGGGCCAAAUCUGGCUGAUGAUCUUUGCACGCACUCUGCACACAUAUAUUCCGUGCUUCGUUGACAUCAUAGUCGGCCCUGCCAUCGUGAUCUGCAAACAAGGCUUAUACGAAGAGGAACUGAAAACUCUCCAUCUAACAGCAGCGGGUGGAUCCUGCUUCUCAAGCCGGCGGUGUCGGAGCGCAACUGGCAGCCACUGCAUUUUUUGCAUGGCACAUAGAUUACUGCUGCGGAGGAAGGUGGGGCUGCCGCGACGACCAACUGGUGGACGAGACGGCGCAAAAUGAGCUUGUGCUCCCUCCUACCGUGGUUGUUGGGUGUGGCCAUCUCUGCACAAGGUGCCAGACCGGGAGCUGAGUACUCUGCAUCCAACAGUGACCAGCAGCUAGAAAGUAUGGAUCCUGCUUCUCAAGACAGCGGGAUCAGAGUGCAAAGCGUAGUCACGGUACUUUUUGUCUGUCGCAUGACGUUCUGCUACGAAGGCUCGUGGAGCGUCCGAGACAGCCUGCGGUUAGACCAGUCGACGCUAGUGGUGGCCUCACACGUUGCGCAUCCCUUCAUCACGCCGUCUUAUGCGCAAGGAGUCAUGUUUGAUCCUAAACUGUUUCUCUCUUUAACAGGACUCACCCACACCUCACAUUCAUAUGUAAGUGCUGUCGUCGCAUAGUAUCUUCACAAUAGUCAUUCAUAGCGCUUAUUUGACACACUAAAGGAAGCUGGAUUGGAAGCGCGAAUCGCCGAGAUACAUUUUUAGGCUUUC